ACAACAACAACAACAACAACAACAGCAGCAGCAGCAGCAGCAGCAGCAGCAGAGAUGACACAACUUCGCUGUCGACAUCACUGGAUACAGCCCAACUCCGCAACCACCGUGGCCAGCCCACCCGCGCCACCGACGCCACCAACACCAACACCGCAAUCGCCCACGGUCACGGUGGUGAGCGCGCGCUCUCUGCAUCGUUCACAACAUCCUCGUUGCUGCUGUUGCGCCAAGACCAAACGCUCACUGCGCUGGCUGAAGACGCAUUCAUGCUGAAUACACACGAUGGUGCGCGCCGUCAGCCCUCAUCAACACCACUGUCAUCGCCAGCAUCAUCAACAUCAUCAUCAUUGGCGCCCACGGGAAUGAAGGCACCAACGCCUUCUGCGCGUGCCAGUGUCAGCAGCAGUGGAAGUAGUGAUAGCAAGGACAAGAGCAAGCACCCCAUCAAAGCAAAGAACAAGACGCCUUCGCCCAUUGCAGCCGCAGCCACAGCUGGUGGGAAACGCAUGUGCUCCCCAGCAGAGCAGCGACCACCGCCACGUUUGUCGCUGUCCGGCGGGAAGAAACAGCGAGCCCGCAGCAGCUCAAACUUGCGUGACACGUGGUGUGACAUGGUUGCGGCCCAGUCACUGACUACCUCCCCCUCCACACCUCCAACCCGCCACAGACACAACCAGCCGCCCGCGUCAUCAACUACCAUCGCCGCCCCUCCCUGCACAGCAACACCUCACACGCACGCGGACGUACACGCGUCCGUGCAUGCUCGCGCCUCCAUCUCACCAACAGCCAUCGCCACGCCAGACACCCCGCCCCAACAUCCCGGCACACGUGCACGUGCACACACGGGGGCACCAGCCAUCCGCAUACGCACGGUUGCGCUGGCGGACCUGGCUGUUGAUGCCGCUGUUGGCGUCGUGCCCUUGCGCCGUGGACAUGGUGGUGGUACUGAUGAUGGUGGUGAUCGGAAUGGCGAUUGGGAUGAUGGUGGUGCUGAUUAUGAUGAUGGUAACAGUGCUGGUGGUGAUCACGGUGGUACGUGUCGCAAAGCGGAUGGGGUGGGCGUCGGCCCUCGUCACCAACAAGAACAAGCACCCGUGCGAGGGAGAGUCGCUAUUCAACCACGGGCACGGCUUCGAAGUCACAGCGUUGGGCACGUACCACACUCUCCAAGCAACACAGCGCUCGCGGGUGAUGUGAUCAACGAAAGCGGCCGCAACAAGGGUGAUGCCACUGCAAGCGGCGACGGAGCUACCAGUGAUGGCUUCAACAUGCCCGCCUCUCAACCAACACCACCGCAGGCACGCCCACCGCCAUCAUCUUCAUCGUCAACGGCAUUGAAGCGACGCAGCUUUCGCUCACACGCGCGCAGAAAACAACAGCAACAACAUCACCACCAGCCUGAUAAUCACGAGACGCAACAGCAGAUCGCAGCUCACACACGCGCGCAAUCUACCGCCGACGCACAGUCUAUGUCCCCACCAGCUGCUCCCGUGCCACGUGUAUGCGUGGGUGUGGAGGACAUGAGUGGCGACGAUAAUGAAGGGCAACACGCGCGUGACUCGCGCAGAGAAAGCGGCGGCAGUGGCAUGAUUAGCCGUUGCGACAGCAGCGUGAGCAGGGGCUUUCUGAGCGAUGCGGAUGGUGAACUGAAGAGCGAGGAUGGGGAGAUGAAUCACGGUACCCCCCACAGUAUUGGCAGCGGUCAUGGUGGUGAUGGUGGUGAUGGUGGUGGUGGUGGUGGUGGUGGUGACCUGGUGCACUUGCGCAGCGAGAUCAACCUUGGUGAGUCGCGUGACCACGAGCACCAUCAGCACCACCACCACCAGCGUCACCACCACCACGAGCACCACCAACAGCGUGCUGUGUCGUUGAUUAACAGCACACCCGAAGAGCAGCAACAGCAGCAACAUCACGCGCCUUUGCACAUACACACUGCGAGCACCCAUUCCAUCGCUACCACUGCCAGCAUCACCGGCGUCAAUAGCAACAGCACCACCAGCAGCAACACUAGCAGCAUGCUGCACGUGCACCUCUCCCGCAGCAAGAGCGUGCGCACAUUGCCCACGUACCGUGUGCCCACGCUCCACCGGUGCUUGACGACAGACCUGUCACAUGCGCGGGGGAUGCUGGGGCGACAACCGCACGCGCCGCUGCCACCAAUCAAGCCGUCGUCACACCCACCACCCGACAGUGUUGCUGCGGACGAUGAUGAUGACGAUGGUGCUGACGGUGAUGGUGGUGUGGACAGGCAGUGACACACGCGUCGAAGCAACAGCGUGAUUUCACCCUUGCGCAUUGAAAACUACGUGCGUCAUUACUUGCCAUGAUCUUUCAUCCACCCGAACACCUGCAUGGUUCCUUGCCUGCAGGCAUGUCACGUCACGUCGUCUUCUCUACUUGUUCAUUCGUUGUAUGUGUUCAUGUGCAUCUGAUAUUUUCCGGGCUAUGGGCCCUCCGUGUGGGUGUGCGUACACCUGCGCGCGUGUUGUCCUAUGUGUGAUAUUUGCACUUGUUGUCUGGGGUUGCUUUUUCCUCUAUUUAAUCACACCUUGUUGUCCCCUCUCCUCUCAUUGCUUGAAUGCUUGCCGUGUUAUCCCUGAUCGCUGUCUGCGCGCAUCUGUUGUGGUGCGUGUCGCCUUUCAUUUAUUCUUGCCUUCGUAUUUGCUUUCCUGCCGUGGCACACCUUGUAUCAGACCCGUAUCUGUGUUCGGGGGUUCAUGUUUCUGUAUGCACGUGCGAUGUUGCUUCCACAGUCGUUUUAUUUUCUUUCUGAAGAACCCAUCCACAC
Salpingoeca rosetta is the source of this 2788-nucleotide messenger RNA. RefSeq lists its product as uncharacterized. NCBI's taxonomy places the organism in Eukaryota, Choanoflagellata, Craspedida, Salpingoecidae. The transcript has a single exon. The record is from RefSeq and is a predicted model, not a curated record. The coding region runs from base 267 to 2255 and encodes 662 amino acids.